Messenger RNA from Drosophila albomicans, 3111 nucleotides. Its product is annotated as leucine-rich repeat neuronal protein 3. Gene Ontology annotation, molecular function: protein binding. Bases 639 to 2903 code for a protein of 754 amino acids. The record is from RefSeq and is a predicted model, not a curated record. The transcript has 2 exons. Lineage: Eukaryota; Metazoa; Arthropoda; Insecta; Diptera; Drosophilidae.
UGCUUCGUCGUGUUCGGUUGUACACCAAGCCAAGCACCGACUGUUUCUCUCUGCUCUUGGGCAAAACAAAUGUCCAAACACAUCGCAAAAAGAACGUAAACUAGCAAUACGCCGUGUGACAACAACUUGAAGCGUGCAGCAAAGCGAGCCACUGGAUUAUCGCGCACGAUUUUCAUAAUUUCAAAAACGCACAAAUAUAACAAACUAAAUACAAAAUAUAAAAACACAACACACACAGUUUACAAACGAAAUAUUUUUAUUUAAAACACCAAAAACGAAAAAAUGUUAUGAAUUGGCUAAAUAAAAUGUAUUAGCUGCAUGUGAAAUUUUUAAGUUUCCAAUACAAAAUCAUCAAAAGUGCAGUGAACAAAAAUUGGUUGAACAAAACAAACAAAAAACACCAAACAACAUUUUCAUUUUAAUUUUAUAAUUUGAAAAUCAUCAACGAGCUGCUUCAACAAAUUGUUGCUCCACAUAUUUCAAAGACAAAAAGCAUUAUGGACAACUGAAAGCAGUCAACACACACACAAACACACCAAUACACACACCUACAUUUAAACGUCGAAAUUAACCGCAAAACGUAAAUCGACGCCAGAAGGCGCUUACAAACAACAAACAGAAAGAAGAAACAAUACAAAAUGCAGCAAAAAUUACUGCAACAGUUGAUCUGCAUCUGCAGCUGCAUCUGCAUCAUCUUGAUGGGCAGCCAAACAGAGGCGCUGGCUAAUUGCCCACCUGGCUGCCAGUGCGAUGAUAACACCCUUGUGGUGCAAUGCGGUGAGGGGCAGCUGGAUGUGUUGCCCAUUGCAUUGAAUCCCUCGAUCCAGCGAUUGGUCAUUAAGAACAACAAAAUCAAGACCAUCGAUUCAUCCAUACAAUUCUAUGCGGAAUUGACAUUCUUGGAUCUAUCGCAGAAUCAUCUGAUGACCAUUCCUCAGCGCACUUUCGCAUACCAGAAGAAACUGCAAGAGGUGCAUUUGAAUCACAAUAAAAUCGGUCAGAUUAGCAAUAAGACUUUCAUCGGUCUGUCUGCUGUAACCGUGUUGAAUCUGCGUGGAAAUCUCAUCUCCGAGCUGCAUCAGGGCACAUUUUCGCCUUUACUCAAAAUUGAGGAAUUGAAUUUGGGCGAGAAUCGCAUUGGUUAUCUGGAUCCCAAGGCAUUUGAUGGUCUGAAGCAACUGCGCAUUUUGUACCUGGAUGACAAUGCGUUGACUUCGGUGCCGGAUCCCGUCAUCUUUCAGGCCAUGCCCAGCUUGGCUGAACUGUUCCUAGGCAUGAACUCGCUGAUGACCAUUCAAUCGGGUGCUUUCCAAGAUCUGAAGGGUCUGACGCGCUUGGAACUGAAGGGCGCCAGCCUGCAGAACAUUUCGCACGACAGUUUCUUGGGUCUUGAGGAACUGCGCGUCUUGGAUCUCUCCGACAAUCGCUUGGCACGCAUUCCCUCCGUGGGUUUGAGUCACUUGGUGCGUCUGGAGCAGCUGUCGUUGGGUCAGAAUGACUUUGAACUGAUUAGCGAAGGCGCCUUUGUUGGUCUGAAGCAGCUCAAGCGUCUGGACAUCAAUGGAGCGCUGAAACUGAAGCGUGUUAUGACUGGUGCCUUUGCUGCCAACGCCAAUCUCGAGUAUCUGAAUUUGUCGUCCAACAAAAUGCUUGUUGAAGUGCAAGAAGGCGCACUCAGUGGAUUGCCUCAUCUGCGUCAUGUGGUGCUGAAGGCAAACGCUUUGACUUCGCUGGCUGAGGGACUCUUCCCCUGGAAGGAUUUGACCACAUUGGAUCUGUCGGAGAAUCCGCUGUCCUGCGAUUGCCGUGUGAUGUGGCUGCGUAAUCUGCUGAUUGCCAAGAAUGCCACCCAAGAGGAUCAGCUGUCGGAACUGCUCUGCGAGUUCCCCGAACGUCUGCGAGGCGAAGCGCUUAAACAUCUGAAUCCCACACUCAUGGGCUGCUCACACACCGAUCCACGCAAGCAGGCUUUAAUUGGUGCUCUCCUGGUUGGUUCAGCUGCCACAAUUACUGCCUUGGCUUUGGUACUGUAUCGUUGCCGUCACAAGAUACGCGAGUAUCUCAAGGGUGGACUGUGGGGCAACUCAGCGCUGGGCCGCAAGGAACGCGAGUAUCAAAAGACUUUCUGCGAUGAGGAUUACAUGUCGCGUCUGCAGCAUCAUCCCUGCUCCCUGGGCAUUCACUCCACCUUCCCCAACACCUACACCGCACCACAUCAAGGCAAUGCUGCGGCGCAUCAUCACUACGGCAUGUGCCCCAUGCCCAUCAACGACUUGAAUGCAGUUGAUGGUGGUCAACACAAGUUCCAGCAGCUGCAGGUUCCCAUCUCCGCCACUCUGAUGCACGAAAAGAAGCUGAACAACAACAAGAACAUGGCUGGCAGCAUCGAUGACAGCGCCAACUUUGUGCUGCACAUGAAGAACGCCACCAUGGGACGCGAUCCGUUGCAACAACAUCAACAGCAGCCACAGUCGCAACAGCAGUUGCCACAGCAAAAUCAACAGAAACUCAAUCACUAUACAAAGCCACAAUUCCUGUCGGCCACAGCAACUGUUGCCGAUUCAUCCUGUUACUCGUAUGCCGAUGUGCCCAUGGUGCAUGCCCCACAGCAGCUGCGCAUCACCCACGAACACUUCAAGCCACGCGAGCAGCGCGAACAACGUGACUUUGACAACGACGCGAGCAGCAGCGAGAUGAUGGAUCCCAAUUACAUCUACAGCAAUGCGCACUACUCGCUGCCCCUUGAGCAGCUGGGACGCAGCAAGACACCGACACCGCCGCCACUGCCGCCAGCGUUGCCACUGCGCAACGGACUGUGUGCCACAACCGGACGUCGUUCGUUCCAGCAGAAGGCGACGCACAACAACAACGCGACGAGCACAAUGCGUCAGUUCACGCACUGAUCCUCGGAGCACUAUCGUCGCCGGCAGCUGAGCAUCUAUGCUUAGUGUCGCUUGUCAACUGUGAUGCCAAAAUUCAGCAUAAAAGAAACCUAAUUGAAGAAAUUAUAGUAGUAGUAGAACACAAAAGACAAAAUAAGUUUGCACGUGUCAACAGACAGUUCACUUUCCCCAGCAAAUUAAAUAGUAUAUUAAUUUAUUGAAUUUUUUG